CCACACUCACCAACCUGUUAGCGUACUGUAUACAACUACUGCCCUGAGCAAACCACACUCACCAACCUGUUAGCGUACUGUAUAAAACUAUAAAGUACAGUAAUCUACAAGCAAAGAAGAUGGCUUCACCGCAAUACUCAGUUGACAGCUUAUCCAAAGCUGUAAUUGACGAAAAAUGGGAUGAAGUAAGAAACAUUAUCAGAGCCGCUCCUGAACUCGUAAAUGAGAAAGUGAACGGCGAUACUCCACUUCACUGGUUGUUACGAGCUGACCAUUCAUACCGAGAUCACACAGAUGCAACACGUUAUUUAUUAACGUAUGGAGGAAAUGCCAAGUUAAAAAAUAGGCGUGGUCAAACUCCAGCUGACGUGUAUGUGGAUAACGAAUGUAGGAAAUACGAUUCUAGAAACAGAGAAGAACAGAAAGAAAUGCUCAUGCGUCUCUUACAAACGGGGAAUGUUCCAAUGGAAAUCUUGGCACGUGGGCACGAAGCAAUGGAAGCUUUUAAUGAUGCUCUAGCUGAGGGAGAAGCAGAGGUUAAUCAAGGAAGGACAUUUUUCAUGGGCCUCGAGAGAGUCGGAAAAACAUCUACUAUCAAGUCAUUUUUAAGGAAUACUUUUGAUCCAAAUGAGGGUAUUACGGACGCAAUUGCCAACACAAAGGUGUGUACCCACGAAUUGCACAAUGAAUUAAAUUGGAAGGAAGCACCACCUGAUCAUUCUGGUGCCAAUGACAUGUAUGAAGCAAAAUUUGCAGAUUCCAUAGCGAAAAAAAUAUUAGAACAAGAAGCGGAGAAGAAUUUAGAAGUAACAAGACAAAGCGUGUUAUCACCAGCUAAAGUAGAGACGAAAGAUAACCAGGGACAAUCAUCAUCGAAUGUUGACGCCAGAAACCCGAAAAUAGAAUCAGAUACCAAAGAGCAGACACAGGCACAAUCGAUGGAAGAGGUCCCCGAAACCAUCGCCACUAAAGUCCAGGAGCGAAUAACAGAACUCAAGUUCACAAGAGGAAAUGCGACACAAGAAUGGCAAAAAUCUGGCAACGAUUUCAUUAUGAGUAUCUGGGACUUCGGAGGCCAGCCGAUAUAUCAUGUGAUACAACGAGUAAAGUCAUUAUAUUGAAUGAAAAAUUGAAUAAAAUUAUAGUUAUUAAAAUUACAA
Molecule: messenger RNA, 1160 nt
Organism: Anneissia japonica
Lineage: Eukaryota; Metazoa; Echinodermata; Crinoidea; Comatulida; Comatulidae
Exons: 9
Coding region: 120-1121 (333 amino acids)
Molecular function (GO): protein binding
Source: RefSeq, a predicted model, not a curated record